AUCCCUGCAUCCCUCCCUCCCUCUCUCCCUCUCCCUCUCUCCCUCCCGGCAGUGCAUCCCCAUCCCCCACACGGUGGCCGUCUCUUCGGGUGAAAGCUGUCUUCCCAGCGCCACUGGCCCGACAAAACGCUGCUGUAGCAGAGCCAGUCCGCACCGACCCGAGGCAGAGCAGACACACGGGAGAGAGCACGUACACACACGGAGAGUCUUUUUUUGUUCGACCUAGUGGCUUUGAUUUGCAUAUCCACUUCCACUCCUUCCUCAUUUGCAUACAGCAAGAAUGGCGAGCGGGCAUCCCACAGACAAAUUCAGUUUCAUGUAUCAACCAGACACGCACAAGAGUAAGAACAGGUUAUCUUCAGCUAUGAAUCCAGUCUACAGCCCUGUUCAGCCUGGAACCCCGUAUGGAAAUCCCAAGAAUAUGGCCUUUACAGGCUAUCCAGGAGGGUAUCCUGCCACGGCUCCCACCUAUACACCCAACCUUUAUCAAACAGGCAGUCCUGGGUAUCCACCAGGAUAUACUGCAGCAGGAACCCCAUACAAAGUGCCCCCCACUCAGUCAAAUGGAGCACCCCCUCCUUACACCCCAACCCCGACCCCGUACCCGACAGCUAUGUACCCCAUCCGCAGUGCCUACCCUCAGCAGAACAUAUACGCACAGGGAGCCUACUAUACCCAACCAGUGUAUGCGGCUCAGCCACAUGUGAUCCAUCACACCACCGUGGUGCAGCCGAACAGCAUCCCCUCCACAGCCCUCUACCCAGCCCCUGUCCCCGUCCCUACUCCUCGCAACAACGGCAUGGCUGCCAUGGGGAUGGUAGCUGGGACAACCAUGGCCAUGAGUGCAGGGACUCUGCUGACAACGCCCCAGCACACCCCGAUCGGAGCACACCCAGUUACUGUGCCAACCUACCGGCCCCAAGGGACACCUGGGUACAGCUACGUACCGCCUCACUGGUAGAGCCCACCCAUCAUAUCUGGAGUCCACCAUCGUAUGCAACUGCUCAAAUCUUACACGGGCUCCCGUUGGUAACCAUGGGAACUCAGCACCUGUCUGCAAGAACAAAACUAAAGUGCAACAGCCACUUUACUAUUAUUGUUAAUGUUAUUAUGCGACAUUCUCUAACGUUUUUACAAAAGCUGCUUUUAUUUUUUAUUUUUUUUCUCUGUUGAUUUGCCAACCAGUCAUUACCUUAUUUUGUAUGGUUAUUUUAGUUCUUCAUUUUCUUUUGCUGUGUCUGUCAUUGGAACUCCAGAAGGACUCUUGACCAAUCACGGGUGUCGGUCGCUCCUGUUCUGUGUUGUGCUGGUGUGCGUGGUCCCGCCUGCUGCUGCUCAGUUGGCUGGAAAAUAUUGGGCACUUAUUCUUCACCAUCAUCUCCAUCAGUCACUACAAAGACUUAUUGACUUACGCUGCCAAAUUUUCUAACGACUAGAUAUCAGCACAGGGUUUUAACAUAAUUAGGAUUUUUGUUUUUCGUGUUGUUGUAAGUUUUCUAAAUGUUUCCUUUAACCACAUUCGGCUGAAUUACUUUAACUUUACCAGUAGAGCUUCGUUCUUCCUUCCUCUUCAUCUUUUUUUUAAUCGAUUUGUUUCAUUUUCACUUCAGUCUCGGUCGUCUUCCAGCGCUUAGCUGUCUGUCCGGCAGUAGUCAGUCCCUGUUGUUACGUCUCCAUGCGAGUGCUAUGUCAGUGCUGUGAGCGCUCACUCGCCAUCACCCGUCGUACUCCCACAUUGUCCGCAUUAACAUUGUACCUAGUACACUAAAAACACAUCACCUACUUCAUGCUACAUACUAUGCAGGCUAGUAUGUUGUAACACUAUCGAAAACUUAACCUAGCUAGAGAACAUUUCGGGGUUGUUUGGGUCAUGUCAGCUUUUUUAUGUGGUUAGCGUAGGUCAGUGCAUUUAGAAACAUGUAAAAAUCUUUAUACUAACCGUGUCGACAGCAUGGGUGGUCACGCACACUUUCUCACUCGUAUACACACACACACACACACACACACACACACACACACACACACACACACACACACACACACACACACACACACACACACACACACACACAACGCACACAGGGGCUCCUGUGGUGUGUUGGAAAACACACUAUCACUUAGUGGCACUUACUGUACAGUACUUCCAGUUAUGUAGUUAACUGAUCUACACACACGUACACAAACAAACACACACAGACACACACACAGGACAUGGAUUUCUGGGGGUGUGCAUGGCAGACACAGCCAGCAGAGAAGGAGUUUAAAGGGAUUGCGUUGGCAGCAGGAGAGGAGAGCAGAGAGGGACGAGGAGAGCAGACAGCAAGUAAGGAGGAGGAGAUGGCAUAUUCACAGUCUGUCAUUUCACCUCAAGGUACAAGACAUUUGUGACGGCUCACCUGCAAGAGGCUGCACAAACAGACAGCGAUUUUUGCACUGUACGUGUUGUACGUUGACUUUUCUCGCUGUGAUUAUCGUCUCCUCCUCUGUCCUUUUUCCAGGAGAGGACUGAUAACCAAACACCCCAUCAAUGAGAAACCAAGAAAAUUGAGUUUUCAGUUAAUAAUGGACCAGUCAAACACAUAAAUGUGCUAAUGAAUGGCUAGGAUUCAGACUAGUCCAUUUCUUUAGAUGUUCUGCACAUUACAACUUUCUGAUGAUGCGAGUGUGUUUUCCUUUUAGCGUUAUGUUUCCAUAUGCAAAUGCAUUUAAAUUCACAGCGUGAUGAUCCACAUAGAUCAAGCUCAUUCUGAGUCUUUGUUUAUUGGUCCUCGGCUGAAGAAAAUGGGGGUAUGGGGUGGUAGCUAGAGAGUGGUGGUGGGAUUUAAUAUUUAGGUGAGGCCUGUGGCAUUUUUCAGGAUUUACAAAAAACAAAACAAACAAAAAACAAAAACAAAACAAGACCGAAAUCACAACUUCAAGAUCUGUAGAGUACAGAUUGGCAUAACAAAAGCAUUUACUGCGCGGGUAUGUGGCUGAAGUGGUUUGAUAUUGCAAUAAAAUAAGAGGGAAUGCCUCCAACUGUUAAAAUACGGUCAUUAUUUUAUCAGCGUUUUGGAUUGAUUUUUUUUUUAAAACAAUAGCUUAUUGUUGUAAUCUCUAAAUAUGGAUUCAAGGCUCUGUAUGCAGCCUCCAUUCAAUAAUUAUUACUGCUAAGAAAAGUAGAACAUAUCAAAAUUUUGGGUAUUGAAUAACAUUGUGAGGAAAUAUUGCACAACGUAAGAUAAAAAAAAGAAACUUGACUAUACUACUAUAAUUUAAUGCUAAGUAACAGGUACCUAGGCUUUGUAGUGCAAGACGGAGGAAAAAGCAAUUUAUAUCAUAAUUAAAAUAAAACAAUAAGGUCGAGUGUUUGAGGUAUUCUUAGUCCAGAUGUUUGUACACUAGUAGGUUAAUUCUCAAGAAAAUAUUGCAUAAUGCCGCUGUCGGAUGAAAACCGCCUAUAUUUUAACCCUAUUUUUAAAUGACUCUUGUAUUUUAGACAAUAUCAAGCUGUUGUUAUUGGCUUAGGAGUCAGGAAGUGUUCCCACCACGUAAGGAUCUUGUAUAUGUACAUUUAAGCCAGUAAAACUGAAAAAAAUACACAAACUGGAUUUUCUUGCGACAGCAGUAAUGUUACUCUACAUUAAGAUUUAUUUAACCAACCACUACUUUUGUCAGUAUUUUUCAAUUAAACCUUUUUUUUUCUCUCUCUUCUCUCCCUCUGGUCAAUUGAGCAUAUUGGGUAUGCAUAAUAUUCAGGUGUAUUUCACUAUAGCAUUGGAUUUCUAAGUUAAAAAAAAAAAACAUGCAGUAUAUUUAUACAGCAAGUGGUACAGUAAUGUAUUUCUAGCUAAGCAUGGUUGCAUCAGUGUGGCAGCUACUGUUUGUGCUUUUAGGAUUUUUUUUCUUACCUCUUCUGCAUCUCUGUCCUCUACAUAUCUGUCACUAAGGGGGAGGAGUUAACACAAGGUCUGUAAAUACAUACAGUUAGGACUUGUGGAAUUUACCGUCACCCAAUUCCCACGUUUUUAUGAUUAUCGCCUGAAUUUGCAGAUGUCGAGGGAGGUAGAGGAUGAACGACAGAACCGAAAUGGAUGCUAUUUUUUUUUUCCCUUGACUGAAAAAGGCUACCGUGAUGCCUUUGGCAGCCAUCUUCCAUGUCCAUUUCUGUCCUGUAGGUGCAAAGAUGUAAUGAAUGAUGUCUUGGAAAAACCCUCACCUCCACGCCCUUUGCUCUGUGCCAUAUUUCACCAAUUGUCGUUCGGUAAAUAUUAGUUUCUUCUCCUAAUUAACUGGUGAAUUCUGAGUCCUUGUUAUGUCGAGCUUCCUGUGAAUCUGUGUUUUCCUAUUGCUGUCCUGUUUCUCACGUUGUUGAUGCAUAUUGCCUGUCGGACUUUUAUCUUACUGUAUCCUCUGUGUUUAUCCUAUGUUCACUUUGUGCCCUUUGGAAGCCGUUUUGCAUCCCUUCCAACAUUUACAUUUAUCGCAUUCAGGGAUGCAAAAGGAUGUCCAGUCAUAUUGUACUGUUUCCUCCCUUUUCCACUCUUAUCGGUUGUUUUAACUCUCACACAGAAUGGUGGGUUUUUUUUUUCCUUUUUGUGUUUUCAGUCCAACCUUUGCAUCCCUCACCACCCCGUCUACGCAGCAGUCAUAUUGAACUAUAUGAUAGUCAUUAAAUUGGUGUUACAGUGAUCUACUGUACUUUAUAUUCCACCAAACCUUUUUUUAAACACUAGAUGUCGCCAGUGACAAAGUCUGGGAGUGGCAUCGCUGUGCUUCAAGGCUUUGAGCCGACAUGAUAAGUUAGUUCUUUUUUUCGUGUCACUCAACCAUAAUUGCAAUUUGGACGUCGCAUUUUGAGCACUGAGGUAUUUGGGAGUCAGAAUUUUCCAAAUUAAUGUCAUUUUAUUCCGACAUUUUCAGAAAUGUCAUUUUCAGCAACAAAAACAAGACUCCACAUGAGGUCUGAGUUGUUGUUUUUAGAGGAGUUCUCUGGGCUGGGGACCAACGCUCUUCAACUGUAAUUCUGUUUUAACAGAGAGGCAGACUCAGAGCAUUUGAGAUAGCUGAAAGUAAAAACAAGUCCUACAGAGCAGGUUUGUUUUCCAGGGUGGUGAAACUGCUUCCUCAUUUCACUCCAUUCCUUGCCUCUCAUUUAUUGUAAUUUGCACUUCAGUGAAAACGGACAGUCGAACACUUCGAUGUGUUCGGGGGGGAGAGGAAGAGAGGGAGGGGUGGUGUGCAAAGCUGUCUUAAUCAUGAGUCUUUACUUUUACUCUUCAUCACUUUGUCCGUAACUUUUCCAAACCUUCAUGAGGAUUUUUUUUGUUUUCUGUUUCCCAGUGUAACUCAAUUUUGAGCCUUUUCACUUUGACAGUGAAAAUGUGACCAAGAGCAUUCAUAACACCUCUCUUCCUCUCCUUCCAUUUUUCCCUCUCCCCCGUCUUCUUUUUUGCCUUGCAGUUGCAAAGUCUUAGUUUUUCAUGAGUAUAAAUUAAAACACUACUAUCACAGCGUAUAGUAGGCUCUUAAAUGUCUUUGAUGUUCUGCUGCAGCUUUUUUUUUUUUUUUUUUUUCCCAAUUCGUCAGAUAUCUCUUAGUUUAAUUUGACACUAAAUGUGAUGCAAAAAGUGGAAAUUCCUUGUCUUCCAAAAAAAUUACAUACUCGCAUCCCUCCCGGGUGGAGUAUUAGGAACAACCCCAUCUUUGGAAGUUUUCGUUUGGUACCCAGUUUGCACAUGCUAUGGUAUAUCUGUUACCGUAAGGUUGUGUUCGAAACUGAAGCCCAACGUCUGUUCAGCGUUGAGAGAAGUGAAUUGUAUGUUAGCUAUUUGGUCCGGAGUGAAGGACCUGCGUCAGGCUUGUGAUAUGAAGUGUAAAUCUGUUUUUAAUUUUUUUUUUUCUGUUUUAUUUUCGUUGUUGUUGAGGGUUUUUUUAAAGAUCAGUUAGUGAUCUUAGUACUAUAACUAAGCCAAGUUUGUAAUUGUAUAUUUACUGUAAAAUGUAGAACAUUGAAUAACUAUUAAAAUUUUCCUAUAAAAGGAA
Messenger RNA from Acanthochromis polyacanthus (spiny chromis), 6024 nucleotides. RefSeq names its product family with sequence similarity 168 member A (gene fam168a). The record is from RefSeq and is a predicted model, not a curated record. Gene Ontology annotation, biological process: positive regulation of base-excision repair. The transcript is spliced from 8 exons. The coding region runs from base 281 to 961 and encodes 226 amino acids. Lineage: Eukaryota; Metazoa; Chordata; Actinopteri; Pomacentridae.